Molecule: messenger RNA, 957 nt
Organism: Paramecium octaurelia
Lineage: Eukaryota; Ciliophora; Oligohymenophorea; Peniculida; Parameciidae
Source: the annotation of a GenBank genome assembly
GUAUACUUAAAUAGUAGUAAUUAAUAAUCAGAAACAUGCUAUUCAAUUUCAUUUAAUCAUAAUAAUUCACUUAUGAUUUCUGGAUGUAGUAAUUUUAUUAAAUUAUGGGAAUUUAAAGCUGGAUAAUUAAAUCUGAUCAGAAAUUUAGAAGGACAUCAAGACAUUGUUACCUAUUUGUUAUUCAGUAGUAAUUCAAAUAAUUUUGUUUCUGGUUCAUUAGAUGGUCACUUAAAAUGUUGGUCUUAUCUUUAGCAAAAUUAAUUAAAAUAAUCAAAAACUUAUGAAUUCCAUGAAAAAGGAAUAAGCUGUAUAAUUAUGAAUAAAAAAGAAAAUUUAGUAUUUACAAGUGAUAUGGAAAAAUAAAUUAUAAUAUGGGAGGCAGAUUUGAGUAGCAAUUAUUUAUCUAUUCAUCAAGUAUUAGAUAAUCAUAAUAAAUAAGUUAAUGCACUCAGUCUCAAUGAAUCUGAAACUAUAUUGGUUUCUUGUGGUUUAGAUAAGUUAAUUAUAAUAUGGUAAAAAGUAUAAGAUCAAUGGACAUAUAAAAGAAAUGUUAAUUUAUAAGCUUAUGAUUUUGGAACCAGAAUUAAAUUUAUCAAUAAUGAUAGAUUUAUAUGGGUUUCAGGAUUAGUGAAUGGAUAAGAUUUUGUAUUCGACUAUUAAUUUAAUCUUUAGAAUGAUACUAUACAGAAAAGGAAUAAGUCAAUCUUGUCAGAAAAAGAUUUGAAGGAUAGCCUUUUCUUCCCUAUUUUCUUAAAUAAAGAAAAAAAUAUUGUUGUAAUAAAACACAAAAUUUAUAUUUAUUUAUAUUAAAAAGAUGAUCAAGGUUUAUUGAAUUCACUACAUCUAAAGAAACUAAAUACUAAUGAAACAUAUGGAGCAAUAACAAGUGAUGGCUAAUAUUUAGUCACUUGGGAUUAAUCAAAAUUAAGAUAUGAAGUUUCUAAAAUUAUAAUUUGA